Messenger RNA from Teleopsis dalmanni, 1090 nucleotides. RefSeq lists its product as uncharacterized. The transcript has a single exon. The record is from RefSeq and is a predicted model, not a curated record. Lineage: Eukaryota; Metazoa; Arthropoda; Insecta; Diptera; Diopsidae. The annotation marks the transcript as partial.
UAUGAAAUGAGAUAAGUAAUCUCAAAACUAAUAUUGCAUUGGUGAUAAGUCUGCAGUAAAAGUCUGCUUAAAUAUAACAAAUAAUACAAUUAAAAAUAAAACAGUAUCAUUAUAAUUUCCAAAAUAUAAAGAUUCGCUAAACGGAUUCUUUUGUAUCUUCUAAGCAAAGCCAAAAACCGUGUAUUCAAAUGACGUCAAUAUGGAAGAUUGCAAGUUAAUACCAACUUGGUUGACCAAUGCCUACUUCCAGAAUGUGUUGCGAAAUUACAAAAAAGAUACAUCUUUGACUGUCACAAAAAUGGAAUCAAGUGUAGCAACAGGGAAAGGGGAAAAUUUCAUAAGUGUGAUUAUACGUGUUAUUGUGGAGUAUAAAUCAAAUAAUAAAGCCUCAAAAAGCGAACCCUUUAUUGUGAAAUCCAAGUUAGAACACGAUGUCGCCGUAACACUAAUAUUGGAACCAUAUCAAGCUGAAGCAACGGAAAUGCUGAUGUAUGAUAAAAUAUUGCCAAUACUUAAUGAAUUAAUAAAAUUGAUUGAUGAGCAAGAGAAACUUUUUCCAACAGCCAUUUUCGUGGACUAUGAACAUAGGGCCAUAAUAUUCGAAGACCUCGCAGAAUUGGGUUAUACUUCAGCAGCACGUUUGAAUGGCAUUGAUGAGGAAGUAGCGAAAUUGUGUCUGGAGAAUAUGGCUAAGAUACAUGCUACUGGUUUGGUAUUCAAUACCAUGCAUCCGGGUCUUUUACAACAGUUGCAUCAUGGUGUUUUUAAUCGCCACACUAGAGGAUUUGCAGCAUAUUUCGAAACUAUUAUGGAAGUUUGUGCAAACUUUGCUGGAGAUUGUGUUGAUUUAGGAAUUUAUUAUAAGGAAAAACUAUUAAAAUUAAAAGAUAAUAUGAUGGAGUGUGGAGCUAGAGUUUUUGAUGUGAAACCAGACUUCUUUAAUACACUAUGUCAUGGUGAUUUCUGGGCUAAUAAUUUAAUGGUUACCUAUACAGAAGAAGCAAAUAUAUCAAAAAUAAAAAAUGUUUUGGCUUUGGAUUUUCAAUUUAGUGUUUGGGGUAGUCCAGCAGUGGAUUUACAUUUAUUUUUU